Postia placenta MAD-698-R-SB12 is the source of this 579-nucleotide messenger RNA. RefSeq lists its product as hypothetical. NCBI's taxonomy places the organism in Eukaryota, Fungi, Basidiomycota, Agaricomycetes, Polyporales, Adustoporiaceae. The coding region runs from base 1 to 579 and encodes 192 amino acids. The transcript is spliced from 3 exons. The record is from RefSeq and is a predicted model, not a curated record.
AUGGUCGUCAUAGAUUCAAAUCCGCUCGCUGUCCCGGUGAAUGACGCUUGGCGAGAGCUACUUCAGACCCCAGCCGGUAUCCAAGACGAGGAUGAGCUUAAGCAACGCAUUGUGUGGGCCCAGGCGGACGCCUGUUAUGAGGUACAACGUCAUCUCACGAGCCGGAUAGCCAGCUCACGGCAACUGACGCGCAGGUCUACCCAGACGCAUUUAGCCUCAAGUGCGCGUUCACAUAUCGACAAUGACGUCCGCGAAGCUGUCGUGGACGGAUUCCCUCUGCAUGAAUUUUGGGAGCUGCGCCAUCUCUUCUUCAAGUCUACGCCAGACACAUCCGCAGUGUCGUUCAUCCCCAGCGACACUUUCGACGAGAUAUUCUGCAAGGCAGCCCCGCCGGGAUACUUAUCGUCUGAGGGACUCGCACCUAACCUUUCCACUCUGACAGCCCUAACCCCCCCCCCCCCUCUCAGACAAGUCCCCGUCUUCCGUGCCACCUCAUUCUUCCGCCUUUUCGACGAAGAGGCGCAGCUGCGGCUUGCUCGCGCUCUCGCGGGGGUGCUUCGUCUGUAUCAGGGUCCGUGA